AUGUCGUCCACAUCCGCGUCGAGCCCCGAGCAGCUCAAAGAUGAGAUCAAGGCCAUAGAGACAAAGGCCGUCAACCAGACCAUUGCGCAGAUCCGCUCCCUGGCUGCUGGUGCGGCGGGUGGUAUCUGCGCCGUCGUCGUCGGCCAUCCCUUUGAUCUGGUCAAGGUGCGGUUGCAGACCGCGGAGAAGGGCGUUUACUCGGGCGCGAUGGAUGUUGUGCGCAGGACAGUUGCUCGUGAGGGCUUGGUUCGGGGUAUGUAUGCUGGUGUUUCGGCUCCGCUGGUUGGAGUCACUCCUAUGUUCGCUGUCAGCUUCUGGGGUUAUGACGUUGGCAAGACACUCGUCAGCAAAUUCUCCGAAGUGCCCGUUCACAACAACACCCCCCAGUACUCCAUUGCUCAGAUCUCCGCCGCUGGUUUCUUCUCGGCCAUCCCCAUGACACUGAUCACGGCCCCCUUCGAGCGCGUCAAGGUUUUGCUGCAGAUCCAGGGUCAGAACCCUCCCCCACCUGGACAGAAGCCCAAGUACUCUGGUGGUAUGGACGUUGUUCGCCAGCUUUACAAGGAGGGUGGCAUUCGGAGCGUCUUCCGCGGCAGCGCCAUGACUCUGGCUCGUGAUGGUCCCGGAUCGGCCGCCUACUUCGCCGCGUACGAGUACAUCAAGCGCACCUUGACCCCCAAGGAUGAGAAUGGCAACGUGACCGGCGACCUGUCCAUGCCCGCCGUUCUGGCCGCUGGUGGUGCGGCCGGUAUUGCCAUGUGGAUCCCCGUCUUCCCCAUCGAUACGAUCAAGUCGCGACUGCAGAGUGCGCCUGGCAAGCCCACCAUCGGCGGAACGAUUCGCUCCGUCUAUGCCAGCGGAGGCUUCAAAGCGUUCUUCCCUGGUUUCGGCCCGGCCCUGGCCAGAGCCGUCCCCGCCAACGCGGCUACAUUUGCCGGCGUUGAACUGGCGCACCAGUUCAUGAAGAAGCUCUUUGACUAG
Messenger RNA from Aspergillus clavatus NRRL 1, 981 nucleotides. RefSeq names its product carnitine:acyl carnitine antiporter. Bases 1 to 981 code for a protein of 326 amino acids. NCBI's taxonomy places the organism in Eukaryota, Fungi, Ascomycota, Eurotiomycetes, Eurotiales, Aspergillaceae. Gene Ontology annotation, molecular function: O-acyl-L-carnitine transmembrane transporter activity. The record is from RefSeq and is a predicted model, not a curated record. Gene Ontology annotation, cellular component: mitochondrial envelope. Gene Ontology annotation, biological process: mitochondrial transport; carnitine transmembrane transport. The transcript has 5 exons.